Messenger RNA from Saccostrea echinata, 1155 nucleotides. RefSeq names its product growth hormone secretagogue receptor type 1-like. Gene Ontology annotation, cellular component: plasma membrane. The coding region runs from base 1 to 1155 and encodes 384 amino acids. The record is from RefSeq and is a predicted model, not a curated record. NCBI's taxonomy places the organism in Eukaryota, Metazoa, Mollusca, Bivalvia, Ostreida, Ostreidae. Gene Ontology annotation, molecular function: G protein-coupled receptor activity. Gene Ontology annotation, biological process: G protein-coupled receptor signaling pathway. The transcript has a single exon.
AUGUACACUGGAGAAGAACACAACGAAACUGAAACCGAUCUACUUAUUUCAACGUUAGACGAUACCAGUCCAUGUGGACAACAAAAUAUUUCUGACCAAUAUACACAGCUGUAUACGACAUUCCGCAUUAGUAAACUCAUCCUUCUGUAUGUCUCACCUUUCAUUCUAUUCUUUGGAGUCUUUGGAAACCUUUUGUCCUUCAUUGUCUUGCAACACCAGCGGAAAAAGGUUUCGACCUACUUUUACUUAAGCAUUUUGUCUAUCGUAGAUUUGGGUGUCUUGCUAACCGGACUGACAAGAAUCUGGGGAGAACAGUUAACAGGGAAAGAUAUACAGGAUUUUUCGGACUUAACUUGCAAGUUGUCCAUCUUUUUCGGGCACCUGUUUAGCUACGCGUCGGUUUGGAUUAUCAUAGCAGUGACAGUUGAGAGAUUUGUUGUAGUCAAAUAUCCAUUUCGUAACCUAUCGAAAUGUAGAAUGCGCAAGGCAAAAAUUUCAUGUGCUAUUAUAUUUACUGUCAUUUGUAUCAUUAAUGUACAUUUUUUAGUGCUUGCUGAAAUUCAAGUCAAAAAUGGAGUUCCGAAAUGUGCAAUAAUACCCUCUUCCUCAGCACUUAUGCAUGAUAUUUGGCCAUGGAUUGACGCAGCAGUAUACUCAUUUCUACCAUUCUCAAUUUUAGUGGUGCUAAACAGUGUUAUUGUUCAUUCUAUUUGCAAAGCAAAGAAAAGACGAAUACGUAUGAUGUCCUUUAACCGCCGAUCAGUAGAAUCUCCUUCCAUUUCAAAAUUUUCCAAAGAAAACAGAAAGACAACAGUGAUGUUGUUGGCAUUAUCGUGUGCCUUUCUCCUUACUACAUUGCCAAUGAAUGUAGCAAUUAUCAUUAGCAGUUUUUGGAACAAUUCUGUCAAUCGGACCUUUGAAGAACUUGCCAAGCUACAUUUAGUUAAAGCUAUAGCUGAAAUGCUAAUGUAUAUAAAUCACUCAAUUAACUUUCUGUUUUACUGUGCACUUGGUGAGAAAUUUCGCCGAGCAAUGUUCAAAAUUGUUAGAAUUAUGUGCAAACGAAGAAAUGAGUCUGUUAAUCAAGUGAUUCGUAUGGAAACAACUGGGAUCAGACGUUUAUCUAAUGCAUAUGUUACAAAGAAUUUGAUAUAG